CUGUCUCGUCUCAUUUACAGCCCUAGUUAGGACUGCUACUGGAGCUGGAGUCAUGAUGAAUGAUCGCAAGAGCCGCUUCUCAGUAAAUAGCAAACCAAUCUACCACUUCAUGGGCACCUCUACGUUUAGCCAGUACACGGUUGUGCAUGAUGUUAGUGUUGCAAAGAUUGAUCCACAAGCUACUGUGGACAAAGUAUUCCUUCUUGGUUGUGGUGUUCCAACUGGGCUUGGAGCAGUUUGGAACACAGCCAAAGUUGAACCAGGGUCUACUGUUGCUAUUUUUGGCCUUGGGACUGUUGGUCUUGCAGGUGCAGAGGGUGCGAAAUCAGCUGGUGCUUCAAGAAUAAUUGGUGUAGAUAUUGAUAGCAAGAAGUAUGAUAUUGCAAAGAAUUUUGGAGUUACAGAGUUUGUGAAUCCAAAGGACUAUGAUAAACCAAUUCAGCAGGUCCUUGUUGAUCUCACAGAUGGUGGUUUUGAUUACAAUUUCAAGCGUAUCGGAAAUGUCUCUGUUAUGAGAGCUGCUUUGGAAUGCUGUCAUAAGGCUGGGGAACUUCGGUUAUCAUAGGUGUUGCCGCAUCAGGUCAGUAGAUAUCUACUCGACCUUUCCAAUUGGUGACUGGCCGUGUUUGGAAAGGGACUGCUUUCGGUGGAUUCAAGAGUCGUUCACAAGUUCCCUGGCUUGUUGACAAGUACAUGAAGAAGGUAAAU
Hibiscus syriacus is the source of this 708-nucleotide messenger RNA. Its product is annotated as alcohol dehydrogenase class-3-like. Gene Ontology annotation, molecular function: zinc ion binding; S-(hydroxymethyl)glutathione dehydrogenase [NAD(P)+] activity. The coding region runs from base 53 to 565 and encodes 170 amino acids. The record is from RefSeq and is a predicted model, not a curated record. The transcript has 5 exons. NCBI's taxonomy places the organism in Eukaryota, Viridiplantae, Streptophyta, Magnoliopsida, Malvales, Malvaceae. Gene Ontology annotation, cellular component: cytosol. Gene Ontology annotation, biological process: formaldehyde catabolic process.